AUGGCUAAUGGUGACUUUCUGUAUGCACUACCACUGCCUAUUUCCUCACAUAUUCUGCCUUCUUCGCGAAAGAAGAGGAAAAGAGAUCUUGUUCUGGACGAUGAGGCAUUUUCACAGGAUGAUCUAAUCACUGAGAACACAGAAUACUCAGCUGUCGUGACGCCUGACGAGAGACAACAACGAAGACUUGCUGGCCAGGACGUUUCUAGACCACCUCCAGACUUCCCGUUUCCUCAUGCUCCUCAACCGAAACCACGUGAAAGAGAUGACGAGCAAUCCAAUACUGCGACCUUUUCCAAUGGCAAAGCUCACUCCCUUCGACUACAACACCUUGCGACCAUGACUGCCCUGCUACACAAGUGCCUUGCCGCAAGGGACUAUCAGCGAGCUUCACGUGCUCUAGCUCUGAUCCUCCGGACCGAAAUUGGCGGAAGGACUAUUGAUCUACGGCAUACUAGUUUGUGGGCUAUUGGUGCUGAGGUUCUUCUACGGACCCCGGAUCACGCACAACCUGGGUUGAUUUCAAGGGAGGGUUUUGAGAGGGCAAAGUUGUUCUACGACAAGAUGGCAUUACAGCACCCCUGGCACAGGUCCUGGCCCAAUGUCGUCAAUGCCCAAGACUUCAGGCUCGCCAUGUUCAGCUUGUGGAUAUAUGUGGUGUGCCAGCAGAGUAAACACCUACAGGUUGAUGAACACAAGGAUACACUCUUAGUUCAGGAAAUGAUGGCUAAAGAGCUAGAGGUCAAAAGGUGGGAACUUUGCGAGGCCGAGAGAAUCGCCCGCGAAAUGGACACGUUGCUGGGUACUGUUCCUUACAUCGAUGAUCUCGAACUAAUACGCCUGAGAGGGAUGGUCGCUCUGUGGUGUGCCGACCUUCUGGAGGCUGUCGAUGCACUUGAAAUUGAACUCGAAAAGGAUUUGCCCAUGAUCGACAAGGACUUGGAACAGACUUGGUUAAACGAAACGACUGCACAGGGAGAUGACCCUACUGGACAGGUGAAUGAUAAAGUGCUGCGUGCACGCAAUCUUGCUAACACUAUGUUCGCAAGACUCCCCGAUGGCAACGAAGAAGACGCAUCACUGCUUGAUGAGCUCAAUGUCGACACGGCAGAAUUCAAUUAG
Molecule: messenger RNA, 1122 nt
Organism: Lithohypha guttulata
Lineage: Eukaryota; Fungi; Ascomycota; Eurotiomycetes; Chaetothyriales; Trichomeriaceae
Exons: 1
Coding region: 1-1122 (373 amino acids)
Biological process (GO): nucleolar large rRNA transcription by RNA polymerase I; transcription initiation at RNA polymerase I promoter
Cellular component (GO): RNA polymerase I core factor complex
Molecular function (GO): RNA polymerase I core promoter sequence-specific DNA binding; TBP-class protein binding; RNA polymerase I general transcription initiation factor activity
Source: RefSeq, a predicted model, not a curated record